GUUCUAUAUUUCCGGUAGUUCCUGAAGGCGUCGUAGACAAGGUGCGCAUGCGCUCUGCCCUUUCUGCCUACCCAGACCUGUUCAGCGUUACACGGUUUUCCGCCGAAAUCCUCCAUCCCGAUUCCAUACACCAAAAGACGGUCUUUCACCAAAUCAUGAGCUUCACAGUGGAAGACAGGGGAAGCCCCAACUCCCUGAGCUAUCGCUUGUUCUUCAAAAAUGCUGAAGGAAAGUACAUCUCGCCAUUUCAUGACAUUCCAAUAUAUGCGGAUGAGAGUCAGAACAUCUUUCACAUGGUUGUUGAAGUACCAAGAUGGACAAAUGCAAAGAUGGAGAUUGCCACAAAAGACCUCUUGAACCCAAUAAAACAAGAUGUAAAGAAGGGCAAGUUGCGAUACGUUGCCAAUGUUUUCCCACAUAAGGGCUACAUAUGGAACUAUGGAGCCAUCCCUCAGACAUGGGAAGAUCCUGCACACAAAGAUAGAGACACUGACUGCUGUGGUGACAAUGACCCCAUUGAUGUCUGUGAAAUCGGCAGUAAGGUGUGUUCCCGUGGGGAGGUAAUCAAAGUGAAGGUGCUCGGGAUCCUGGCCAUGAUCGAUGAGGGUGAGACUGAUUGGAAAGUGAUUGCAAUUAAUGUAGACGACCCCGAAGCCAACACUUUGAACAACAUCACUGAUGUCCAGCGCCUGAAGCCUGGCUAUCUGGAGGCCACAGUCGACUGGUUCAGGAGGUACAAAGUGCCAGAUGGGAAACCAGAGAACCGGUUUGCUUUCAAUGAGGAGUUCAAAGACAAGGACUUUGCCAUUGAAGUAAUCAAGAGCACUCACACCUUUUGGAAAGCGCUCAUAUCCCAACAGACCAAUGCUGGUGAAUUGAAGUGCAAGAACACGUGUGUCUCGGCCAAUGACAGCCCUUACUGCUGCUCAACAGAUGAAGCUAAAGCUGUUGUUGGUGAUACAUGUCCUUGUGGUAAAGAAGAACCUAUCCCCUGUUCAGUAGAUAAAUGGUUCUACUAUGAAAGGAAGUAAUGCAGGAGCUGUAUUUGGACUGGACUGCAGUGAAAGGCUCACCUCUCACAGGAAUGCUUAAAGAUGUUCUUACAUUAGGAAUCAAUGGGAUGACGGGAUGGGACAAGGAUGGUUGGGUGUGGGUUGACUGUUGUCCUGUAGAUUGACAGGUAGUGGUGAGAUACUGUAGAGAAAGACAAAAGUUAAAGUACUCAUGUCUUGACCAGUGAAGUUUCACUUAUUUAAUAAUGAUCUCAUUAGAGAUGUGUCAUUAAAAGUACAGAUACUGUGCCUAGUAGAUACUUGUACCCUGUAUGAGACUGAGCUGCUUUAAUAAAGCUUCCCUGGUUAAAUUA
Molecule: messenger RNA, 1366 nt
Organism: Monopterus albus (swamp eel)
Lineage: Eukaryota; Metazoa; Chordata; Actinopteri; Synbranchiformes; Synbranchidae
Gene: ppa1b
Product: inorganic pyrophosphatase 1b
Exons: 11
Coding region: 48-1031 (327 amino acids)
Biological process (GO): phosphate-containing compound metabolic process
Cellular component (GO): cytoplasm
Molecular function (GO): inorganic diphosphate phosphatase activity; magnesium ion binding
Source: RefSeq, a predicted model, not a curated record